Melitaea cinxia (Glanville fritillary) is the source of this 1268-nucleotide messenger RNA. Its product is annotated as iroquois-class homeodomain protein IRX-2. Lineage: Eukaryota; Metazoa; Arthropoda; Insecta; Lepidoptera; Nymphalidae. The record is from RefSeq and is a predicted model, not a curated record. Gene Ontology annotation, cellular component: nucleus. The transcript has 4 exons. Gene Ontology annotation, biological process: cell development; regulation of transcription by RNA polymerase II; muscle organ development. Gene Ontology annotation, molecular function: RNA polymerase II cis-regulatory region sequence-specific DNA binding; DNA-binding transcription factor activity, RNA polymerase II-specific.
AGUAUAGCGGUGCGCCGGCGCAGUGGCGCUGUAAUCGUACGCUUAUCCGCCGCCAUUUUCACACAGUCCACGAGCUUUCCCGCAAACAGAUCAACAAGCAUCCCCCGCGGCGUUGAAGAUUCGAAACACGAGAGUGUCGCAAGCUGUGGUACUCUCCGCACGUGCUCAACUAACACACACCUAAAAAAGAAUAUAAGUUUUAGUAAUAAUUUUAAAAACAUAUAUACGCACUCCGAUGACGUUGAUUCAAAGAGUCAGCGACGUGAAGGCAGAAAAAAUGGAGAGUUUAUCUAAAGAAAAUAAUAAAUCCUUGAGACCUGUGAGGAACAGGCGUUACACACGGUAAAUGAAAAUUUACAGGAGAUGCUUAGUAGCGGGUCAGCGACCACAGAAGAGGCUUUUCACUCCAGAAAUAAAACGGUAUUUGAAAGAUUGGCUCGUGCGACGGAGAGACAAUCCCUAUCCCAACCGUGAAGAAAAAAAGCAUAUGUCGCGUGAAACUGGACUAACAUAUAUUCAAAUUUGUAACUGGUUUGCUAAUUGGCGUAGAAAGUUAAAAAAUGUUAACGCUGAUAGAAAUCAACUCACGUGGGGUCAUCUCAUUCGGACGUACAAUGACCGCGCACAGGGCAACGUUGAACAAUUUAGCAUCUGUUCUGAUGACAGUAUAUGGAGCGAGCCAGAUGGAACAAGUCCCGACCAUGAAACUCUAGUCAUAGAAACUAGGUUCGACGACAGCCUUGAAACGGAUAUAUGCAAACAGGACGACACAGACGGGUCUUCUACAUCGCAUGACAAAUACGAAAAGUUCAAUAACAAUUCGAACGAAAUAGAACGAUGCGAUAAGACAAAUUGUGAUAACAAAGCGAUAACUAGUCCAGUACUACUGAGCAAGUGGCUCGAAAGCGCAGCUAGGUUUCAACCGAGUGAGGCGAAUUACUCCUGGUGGGCGGAAGGUAGAAGACGAAAACAGGAACCAAAAAUACGAUUGGCAGUAAACACCGUACGACACGGUAGAGAUGAAGUGGAAGCCGCGGUAGCACUGACAGCCCUAGCAACGGCAAACAACCGCAUUACCGCGCCAUAAUUAUUAAGCUAAGACUAUACUCUCUACGCCAUUUUCUACUUAUAAAUCUUGCUCAACUUAUUUUAUGUCCAUUAAUAUAACUAGCUAUAUAGGUGCCGAUCUCUAAAACAUUAGAUUAAGUGAAACCGUACCAAAGAUUGUAUGUACUUAAUAUAUAUUAAAAUACAGUGUUGUUAAACAA